Messenger RNA from Gambusia affinis (western mosquitofish), 4523 nucleotides. It is a transcript of the gene prrt2, whose product is annotated as proline-rich transmembrane protein 2. The transcript is spliced from 5 exons. NCBI's taxonomy places the organism in Eukaryota, Metazoa, Chordata, Actinopteri, Cyprinodontiformes, Poeciliidae. The coding region runs from base 375 to 1049 and encodes 224 amino acids. Gene Ontology annotation, cellular component: membrane. The record is from RefSeq and is a predicted model, not a curated record.
UUCCUCCUCUUUCUCCUUCCGCACGUAGCCUGGUGGAUUUCACACACACACACACACACACACCCUCCUCCCGGAUCCACCCUCCCAUCCAGGAGACUCCAUCCACCGCUGCUCACUGCAUCGCCAGGAUUCACCAACAAGCUUUCAAUGCAGCAUUUACUACUAGAUUUGUUUAUUUUUCUGUUCGUUCAGCAUAAUGUUUGACUGCGUGUGAUUUUUACUUAUUUUAUUUUUGGGGGGAGAAUUUCGCUCCCCACGAUGCCAAAUCCAGUGACAACGCGGCUGUAACGACAAGGCGUUGCAAUAAGACGGUUUAACUACAGACAGCACAAACAGGAUUGGACCGGAACCAGAGGCUUAACUUUGGUGUCGUCAUGGCCGUUAACAUGAAUCCAUCUCCUGCCGUUUGGCCGGGGGAAGAACAGCCGUCGCUCAUGGAUCACGACGACCCCGUUUCCAGUCAGGCCGCCGUCAUCCCCAUGCCGUGCGGCUCGCCGGGGGGCGAAGAGCUCCUGAGCAGCUGCAGCAGCCUGGCCGACUCCAGGCCGCCCCGCAGCAAGUCCAAAGGAGAACUGGUGAUCGUCAUCAACGAGAAACUGAAGAACGGUAACGGGAUCCACCCCGGCCCCGCAGAGAGCACCUCUCCAGUGAUUUCCUCCCCUCCCAGAAGGCAGCACUCCAUCUCCUACCCUCACCACGCCAAAACCAGGAAGGGCAGCCGGGCAGGCUCCAUCGGCUACACCGCCUUCUCGCCCCGGCCGUCGCUGUCUCGGCACUCCAGCAUCGCCACUAACCCUCCUCUGGACCGAACCAAGGUCAAAGACUACCUCCUGCUGUCCGUGCUGGCCUGCUUCUGCCCCGUCUGGCCCAUCAACAUCGUCGGCUUCGUCUACUCCAUCAUGUCGAAGAACAGCCUGGAGCAGGGGAACCUGGACGGCGCCGUGCGUCUGGGUCGCGUGGCCAAGAUGCUCUCCAUGGUGUCUCUAGUAGGAGGGUCGGUCAUUAUCAUCGCCUGCAUUGUCAACCUGGCCAUAAAUGUGAAAACCUGAGUUUCAUCCCAGGAUGAAACCGGAUAAGGGAAGUGAUCGUCUGGCCCUCACCUGCACCAUCGCCUAGUUAUUACCCGGAUGUGUGACAAACUCCUGAUUCACAGCGCUUUACUUAGAUUCCUGUAAUCUCUAUUCAGCCCCCUUAAUUGUUGUGGAAGAAAUGAGAAUAAUCCGAAAUGCUGCUGCUUUCCGUGUCGAGUCGGAGGACAGAAAAAGAUUUUUAAGCUCUACCUGCAACUAAUAACAGGGAAGUGUUUACUGGCUCUACAGCGUCAAUCGCGACAAAAUGGCUGCCAAGUCCGCCCUCCUCUGCACCGGUUUGCCUGUUAAAUCCCCUCAAACACGGAAGAAGCUGCAGGAUUUACAAUGCAGUGGAAGAAACACUUUGAACCACACUGCGUCCUUUUUGUUUCAGACUGUCCUCCGUGACUUUCAGCACGUCAAAACGCCCCACAUCUUGUGUUUGAGCCCCAGCAUUUUCAGUGGUAAAAGCGGAUGAAAGAGAGAAGGGAGGGGUUUAACGCGGACUAGGAUUACGGAAAAUCUUGCACAGAAGGCACGCUGCAAGGAAAAUACGUGCCAAAAAAAAGAAAAAGAAAUUCAGUGGGGAAGCUGCUUGCUUUCUCUCCUGACAGGAACAUGAAAUGUGUUUUUACUCUUCCGCUACGUCACUCUACGCCACUGUGAGCUGGGAGCGAAACACUGCUGUAGCAAAAUCCAGUCCGGUUCAACUGCAUCGUCUAUCAACUCACCUUUUUUAUAAAGUUUGUAAACAAUCCUUUUCAGACAGAAUCGUGAACCCGUUAAUGAACACUGAACUGUGUUUCAGGAGCUGCUUUUCCGUUACAAAUGUCCAUCCAUAAAGCUUUAUCAAUAUUCUGUGAAUGUAAAAAGAAAAGAAAAAAAAACACAAUUUCGCAAUUGUGGUGUUUCUAUUAAAUAAGAAACGUAAUUUAAAUCACGUCAUGCAUAAGUUAAAAAAAAACAAAAAAAAAACAUGCUGCAAUACCAUCCUCCCACCGCUUCCUGUCGUAUUCUUCUUCGUGGUUUGCGCCACCGUCAACAUCCGGUUGUUGAUCAUGUGACACGUGUGACGAAAAAAAGUGUUUCCAUUUCAGUUUUUUGAAAUAAACUCAUUUUGAUGCGGACAAAAAACAAAAACAAACAAAAAACAACACCUUUUUAUUGAAAAGUGAGUUGUUUUUUUUAUGAACAUGUUUCCAGUAAGGAGAUUUAUUUUUGAAAUGUGAACUCAUGUUAUUGAUAAAACGUUUUGAUGCUAUUAUAUUUUUAAUUAAAAUUGGUUUAAUUCACAAAACUGCAACGAAAACACUUUUUUCCGCGUCACGCAAGUCACAUGACCAACAACCGGAUGUCGCCGUUGCUGCCAACCAGAAAGUGAAUUAACAGAAGCAGGAAGUGGUAGGAAGAGUGGGGCGCUGCAUGUUUUUAAAUGACUUGGCGUGAAUAAUAUUUAUUCACAUGUUAUUUUAAUUGCGUUUUUUAUUUAAUGGAAACACCACAAUUGCAAAAUUUAGUUAUUUUCCAACGUUAGCGGAAUAUGGACAAAGUUUUGCGCGUAUUCGUAAUGGAAAUGCAGCUACUAUUUGGUUAACAAUCUGAUCGCUUGUUAUUUGCUGCAAAAACACAAAAUAUUACCACGUAUUUUCAGUCUAGUUUACAGUGCAAACAUUUGAAAUUAGAUAUAACUGACUUACAGGUAACUUUUCAGCAAGAUACAUGAGCUGUUUUUAAGUGAAUAAUUUGGUAAUCCUGAUGAAAAAGCAUUAGCUCCACUGGCAGAAUAUUUCACUAUAACUUGGGAAAAAUGUUUUGGUAUGACUGAAAUAAUCUACCAGUGGAAGUAGUAAUUUUUAAAAUCAAUAUUAAGGAAUUAUUGACUUAAAACAAGCUCCUAUAUCUUGCUGAAAUGUUACUUGUGAGUUAGUUUUGUUUUAUUUCAAGUAUACUAAGUCUUUGCACUAGAAACUAUGCAGAAAAUACUCUGUAAGAUUGAGUAUUUUUGCAGUUUUGUCGCCAGAGAUGCAGCUGUAACCUCAGUUUCUAUCCACAGGUGCUUUAAAACCAGACCUAUUGUAGCGUUUUCGUCCUUUGAUAAACUCCCUUACGGCUGAUUUUCUUUUUUUAUUAUUACCCUGGAUGUGUUGCUUUUAUGUGUAUAGCCCCCCUUUUAAAGGCUGAUUUGUAAAAUGUUUGUUCAGAAAUGUUUCUGUGGGUGGGAACUUUAGCUGUAGAACCUUUUUUGUCAUAUUGUAUGUUUUUAAUUGACCUCUAACCUUUAUCUACCUGUGAUCCCGCACUGUGAUUCCAACAACUGGGUUUUAUUAAAACCAGGCUUUUUUCUUCUUUUGCUGUGUACUAAAUUUUAUGUACUAUUAAUAUUUUCUGUCUUAUAUUGUAAAUUUAAUUGUAAUCAACUCUAUGUAUUCUGCAGAUAUAAAUCUAAAUAGUGUGAUAUUUCUCUAGUUAAAUGAGUUAGCAUUGUGUAGCCAGCCUGCUGGAAGUCAUUGUCUUCCCAGCAGGCUUCUAUAAUCUUUGUGGCUAUUAGCAUGUUAUGGAUUUUUAUUCAUGUAUGAUGAUGGUAACCUACAAAGAAAAGCUGGCACCUGGAAUAUUAUACUUCUGCAACACGUUCAUAAUAAAGACACAAUGCAUGUGACGCUUUUUCAGUGUUGUUUUGACAAGAUAAAGAGCAGCAACAGCGCAGAUGGAAGAGAUUUUUGCUUUGAGCUUUGGGGAUUUCAUCAUUUUGUGCUCCACCUGUGUCCCUUACACACAUAAAAUGAUGCUCGUUUAAAGAUUGCCAUAGGAAUAUUAUUUAUUCCAUCUUCUUUUAAAAAUGAAAUUAAUAUGUUUAAUCCUUAUAUGUAUAUUUUCAAAACUUUUAACUCGUUAGUUGUUCCCUGGCUAGUUUUAAUAGCGGUGCCUUAUUAAGAAUUAUAUAUAUUAAACUUGUACACAUCACAGAACUUUAUAAUUUAGUCCUACAUUUUAGGAUGUACAAUCUGCAUCCCAUGUGAUUUGGCUCAAAAAAAUGUACUAUAAAGUCUGAAUUUUCAAACAUUUGAGCAUUUUUUACAUUAAUAACAUUGUAACCAUAUUGAGUUUUUUUAAGGUGCAAUGUUUGUACAACAUGCAUUGAAUAGAAAAACACCAAAGAUCUUUGGGAAUCUGGUUACUGCUCCUGUAAACAAUUUAUAAAGUCUGGCCCAGAUAAUUUUUAAAAUUUAUCUUUUGAUAUUACUUUUUGUUUUACGACAGAGUGUUAGAGGCCAUCCUAAUAAAAAUAAAAUUGCAAGGAGAAACACGUACCAUGGUAAUAUUACGAAUUAUUUCCACUUCACUGCUGGAAUAUUGUGAUUUUUAUUCUGGUAUUUCGACUUUAUUCUUGUAAUUUUAUUUUUCUUUGGCAGUGAAUUAAAUUUGAAAGUCUGUGUUUCCACUGACUUUGAA